AUGACGGUCAACAAAUCAAAAGUCACUCAACAUGCUUCUGAAAGCAAUCCUCUCAUUCUCAUGGCGGCCUUCCCCGGAGAAGGUCAUACCAACCCGCUCCUUGUCAUCGCAGCAUACCUCGUCAAGAAGGGUUACGAAGUUGUGUUUGUCACAACUGAAGACUUCCGAAACAAAGUCGAAGAGGCGGGCGCUGAGUGGGUUCCUACCAACAACCCUUUGACCAACACGACCUACCAAGCCCUCCGCGAAGCAGCUUCUUUGCCGAUUGGUCCAGAGCGGUUCGCUGCGCAGAUCAAAGCUGUUUUCUUGGAGACACUUCCUCCACGAACGCUAAAGAUGGAAGAGGUUCUUUCCCAAUUACAAGCACGGAAUCCAGUCCGCCAGAUCAUUGUUGUCGAAGACAUUUUCAACUGGUCGCUCUUUCCUUUCAGACAUGGCCGUCCUCUGCCUCAAGGCUUCAACACGGCGCCUAAGUCUAUUGGCAUCGGUGUGGCAGCUUUUAUGAUGGAAAGUCAAGACACGGGACCAGUCUCGCUUGGCUUGCCCGCUGACGCCACUGACUCAGGUCGUCAGCGCAAUGCGGUUCUCUAA
This is a messenger RNA of Colletotrichum lupini, 591 nucleotides long. RefSeq lists its product as uncharacterized. The transcript has a single exon. Lineage: Eukaryota; Fungi; Ascomycota; Sordariomycetes; Glomerellales; Glomerellaceae. The record is from RefSeq and is a predicted model, not a curated record. The coding region runs from base 1 to 591 and encodes 196 amino acids.